Molecule: messenger RNA, 3285 nt
Organism: Esox lucius (northern pike)
Lineage: Eukaryota; Metazoa; Chordata; Actinopteri; Esociformes; Esocidae
Gene: ppp1r7
Product: protein phosphatase 1, regulatory (inhibitor) subunit 7
Exons: 10
Coding region: 68-1105 (345 amino acids)
Molecular function (GO): protein binding
Source: RefSeq, a predicted model, not a curated record
ACAUAAAUGCAGCCUUGUAAUUGGCUGAGGAGAUUGUUAACCAAGGGGAGGGUUAUCGGAAGCAAACAUGGCUACCCUGUCUGUUGGAGAGCCUCUAGAGAUGGAAGUGGACCGAAAAGGAGAGUCGGAGGAGUCUGGAGAUGAUGAGACCCGGAGGAGGAGCAUCAACGGGGAGGUUGACCCUAGCCAGACUCCUUCGACAGUGAAAGAGGAGUCUCCUGUUGAUAUGGAUACCAUAACCCUUGACCCAGAGGAAGAGGAUGUUGACCUUGUCCACUGUCGGAUUGGGAAAAUCGAGGGACUGGAGGUGUUGACGAAGGCUAAGACACUCUCUCUAAGGCAGAACCUGAUCAAGAAGAUUGAGAACCUGGAUACGUUAGUGACGCUGAAGGAGCUCGACCUCUACGACAACCAGAUUCGGAAACUGGAAAACUUGCAGACCCUCACUGAGCUACAUCAGCUGGAUGUGUCCUUCAACCUGAUCAGGAAAGUGGAAGGUCUGGAGCGCCUGACGUUGCUGAAGAAGCUUUUCCUGCUACACAACAAGAUCAGUCACAUCACCAAUCUGGACCAUCUCACCAACCUGGAGAUGCUGGAGCUGGGCUCCAACCGCAUCCGGCUAAUUGAGAACUUAGACGGGCUGACCUCCUUGACAAGUCUGUUUCUGGGCACCAAUAAGAUCACACAGCUGCAGCAUCUAGAGGGCCUUCACAACCUGACAGUCCUCAGCAUCCAGAGUAACCGCAUCACCAAGAUGGAGGGCUUGCAGGGUCUGGUCAACUUGAAGGAGUUGUACCUCAGUCACAACGGCAUUGAGGUCAUCGAGGGUCUGGAGAACAACAAAAAGCUGACCACUCUGGACAUAGCAGCUAACCGGGUGAAGAAAAUUGAAAACAUCCGUCAUUUAACCGAACUACAAGAAUUUUGGAUGAAUGAUAAUCAAAUAGAGAAUUGGUCAGAUCUCGAUGAGCUGAAGAACGCCAAGGGCCUAGAGACGGUGUACUUGGAGAGGAACCCGUUACAGAAGGAUCCUCAAUACCGCCGAAAGAUCAUGCUAGCUCUGCCCACCGUACGCCAGAUCGACGCCACCUUCAUCCGUUUCUGACCCGGCCUCAUGCCCCAAGGUUCAACCACACAGUGUUCCACCCCACCACCUUAUGGACCUCUGCUCACUGCUCUCAUUGACCACAGAUGCAUUACAUACACUGACUUAACACCAAAAACACUACCCACCCCCCCCCCCCACACACACACACACACACUGUCAUACUGAGAGACACUUAGCUGCAAACCACCUUACACACAUGUAAACGCUUAAAUUCAUCCAAUAAUUGGGCUGGGAGGAGCUGGGGGGUGUCAAAAAGAUCCCUUAACCAAUUUGAUACACCCCUGCCCUUUCGGUUUCCCACCUCUCCUCCACUUAGUGUGUAGGACGUCAGGUAUGGAACACCAGCCCCUCAUGUAUGUCUGUCCUACUUUGCCCUGAAGAGGGAGAAAAUGUAGACAGGCUGUUUAUUUUUUGUUUGUAGCUGGAAUUGCACUGCAGCUGGCUAGAAGUGGUCAGGUAGGGGGGGUCUUUUGGACAAUUUGAGGGGUCGUGCAAGUGUUGACUGUUUUCUUCAGGAAGGUCUACACUCACCAGACAUAAGUCUUAUUUUAAAGAAUGUAAAAUUAUCAGAUGUGUAGGAUGUGAUGCUACAGUAAUGGCUGCCUUAUCGCUGCAGGGUCCGGUGUUGGCGAAUCCUACUCAGUUGGUUGCCAUGGGGAUAUUUAACUCUUAACAAUAAACUGCCCCCCUGCUGUAGAUGAAUAAUAAAUAUAUGCCAUUUAGAAGACACUGUUAUUCAUAGUGACUCUGUCAUGCUUGCAUGCAUUUUAAGUAUCGAUGGUCCUGGGAAUUGAUCUCAGAAUCUGGGCAUUUAAAACAUCAGGCUGUACUAACAGAACUAGAUAUGAACCAUUACAUUACACACAGAGCAAUGGGUACAUUACAUUAAAGACAUUAUGUAAUGGUGGUAUUUCAAAUUGACGGACUGAACAUAAUUCACACCCUGUCACAUCAAAGAGGGGUACUAUUUGAAGUUGAUUUAUAACUAGUUAGCUUCAGGAGAUUGAUUGAAAAUGUGCUACUGUGACUGCUAAAUUAUGGCCAUUUGAAGGAACAAAAUAUUAAUUAGGUAAAAACAAAUGCAAAAUGGAAACAAGAUCCUCUGAAUGGAUAGGUUUAGAUUAAUUUUGAGCCGUUUCACGCUUAAUGGACAGGAAUCCGUUGCUUUACACAGUAAGAUGUGGAGAGAAGCUGUUUUGCCAUAGGAUUUGCCUAAAGGAUUUCACUUGUUUCUGUGUUGUUUUUUAUUUUACUUAGUUUCUCAAAGUAUUUAACAUCCCUGGGAGAUGUUUUACUUUCGAUUGUAAAUAUUAAACAUUUUAUCUUACAUUUAACCUCCUAAUUGAUGUGAAUCUGCAAAUCUAUCAAAAUUAACCAACAAUUAGUCAGGGUGGCAUUCAUUACUGAAUCCUCAUACCUUUUAUUUAAUGGGGGAAUUUAUUUCAAAGAAACUGACAAUCUUAUAACACUUCCAUCCAAGUGAAUUGUCCAGCUAGCUUUUUUUGGAUCAUCUUUAUUUUACACUUCAGUUGAAGUUUCUGAACAGAAAUUAGCUCAGAUUAUUUAUUGACCUUCCUGAAUGGGGUCUGUUUGUGUGAAAAAGCUUGUACCUCUCUGUUCAUAGGUUAAAGCCUGACAGAUUGUACAGGUGGGCAGAGAAACACACCCUUUGACUGUUGAAUGUGGAAACAAAGAAGUGUGUGGCGUGAACCAUUUUAAACCAUAUUGCACGGCCCGUCUUUAUGCAGUGCAUCAACGGGUUUGGAAGUUGUGUGUAACCACAGAUCUAGGGACUGAUGAAUCUUCUGUACCCCCAAACUGAUUUGUUUUUAACCUUAACCAUUAGAUUAGUGGAAUGUCUGGAUCAGUGGUUAGGGACAACACAUUCCUUCCUGCAGAUUGAAAAGUAACAAGAGUGCAAAAUAUCCAAUAUUAAAUGUAUAUGUAAAUGCAAUGUAAAUGUUUUCAAUGACUGACACCUCCCCUUGCUAUAAAAGUGGUCAGUUCUAUGUAACAUCAGCUCAACUAGUCCUAGUCCCACUGAAGGAUUCAGUGAACAAUGCCACACAGCUACAUUUUGUUUUCUGCAUAUUUUUAAAUACAUUUGAACAAGCGCUUGGUUGACUGUUUCUGAACUGAAUGUAUUAUAAAAGACUAAAUAAAGUUACUUCAAUUUA